CAAAGCAAUUUCUUCUUCCUUUCAUCUUCUUUCUUUCCUGCAGAGCCAACUGAAAAAUCAAUCAACCGAUCAUGGCCGCCUCCUCCUCUACAUCCUCUUCUUCGUUAUCAGAUUCAUCUUCUUCCUCUCGUGAUUUACGCCGUCGUCGACGCCGUAGAAAAGAUAGAGAAGAAUCUCUUAAGAUCCGUAAAAAGACCAGCAGCAGCAGCAGCAAAGGUGGUAGUAGCUCCAGAACGAAACGGAAACGAAAGCAUCACGAUUCUGAUGAUUAUUCUUCCGAUUCUUACAGUUCUACAAGUUCUUCUGAGGGCGAGGCAUCCUAUCACAGAAAAAAACACAAAAAGAAUGACAAAGUAAAGAAGUCCAAGGAGAAAGAUAAAAGCAAGUCACAUCGGCAUAGACGUCAUAAGCACAAGUCAAAAGAGAAAUCACUGGCUGAGAGGAGUAGCAGCCCUGUUCAGCUUUCAAAGUUCUUGGGACGCGACAAAGAAGACGGUGUACGCCGAAGUGCUGUAUCUGGGAAAAAGAUUUUGUUGAAACUUGACAAGUCGAAGGAGGACAAAUUGGCAGAAAACAACCGCAAUGAGUUGCUUAAAUUUUUGAACGCCAGUUACGACUGAGAUUGUAUGCAAGUUGCUUGGUGAUGUGACUGGUUAUUGUCUAAACACGAUAAGCAUGGAUCAUCUGCGAAGUGGAUAUCAGUUUCUCCUUUAAUGAUUAGGUGAUUUUGUCAGGAAUACAUGUUUUUGUUUAUCUAUGAUGUGAAAUGAAAGUUACUGUAAUGCGCUCGAGUUACAAACAUCUUGGAGACAGAUAAACUUACUGUUUUUUGUGCUACAUAUAUAUUAUGUCAGAACAUUCUGAAGAAUAUUUCUUACUUGAAAUGUCAAUCUAGUUGUUCAAUA
Molecule: messenger RNA, 905 nt
Organism: Papaver somniferum (opium poppy)
Lineage: Eukaryota; Viridiplantae; Streptophyta; Magnoliopsida; Ranunculales; Papaveraceae
Product: protein FAM133A-like
Exons: 6
Coding region: 72-620 (182 amino acids)
Source: RefSeq, a predicted model, not a curated record